AUGAAGAUGGAGGACUAUGAAAUAUUCUGUAAGAAGCAUUUUUCUAGAAUCCAGGGAGAAGCAAUAAAAAGAGAAACCUCUUUCACUGCUCAGUGCAAAAACAUCUCGCUCAUUCAAUUCCAUGGAGUUCCUGUGCUUUCCCCUCUGCUUAGCCUUGAGAAGAAAAAGGAAAUACAGCAAUAUAAACAGAAAGCACUGGACCUGGAGACCUGGAGACAGAACUCCAAGAAGAGAGCUUUAAUGAAUCGUGUACAGGAGAUUCUAGAAAAUGUUCAGCUGAGGAAGGGAGCUGGCAUGAGUCACGUGAACACACAGGAAGCUGAGAAUAUUUUCCCUGAUCCAGAUUCAAAAGCUUCAACUGAGUUCACAGCUCUAUCCAGUGUCAGUUUGGCAUGUUCUCCUGAAAGGCGUGCUCCCAUGGACCUUGACAAGACAAUGGAACUUAAGGCAUCAGAUACUACUGGGCAGGUGACAUCAAAUGUGACAGAAGUCAUUAAAGCAGCCGAAGAAAAUGUUUUUUCAAAGCAGAGUGAGAGUCAUUUCUCAAAAGAGGUACCUUGUCCAAGGGCUGCGUCUCCUGACAAUGUGCAUAAUAAGCUUGCAUCACAUGCUCUGCAAAAGCCGGAGGGACUGGAAGGGCCACCACUGGAUGAGGAAGUCCAAGAUUCCUCUGUAAUGAGUCUUCAGAACCUGAUGAAGAAAUCUAGGGAGUACGUAGAGAAAGAGCAAACAAAGCGUAGUUCAAAAAGUAAUUCAAGGAGAAGUAUGAGUGAAAGCCAUUCAGAUAAAGAAAAUGAUGGUGUUAAAACAACGGAUUCUGUGAAAGAAAGAGUAAAGCUUACAGGCAGAACUUGCACUGGUCUGGCACCUGAUAAACCCAAUCUUAAUAAAUCAAAUGCUCUUCUCCAAGGUGCCUCUACUCAUACAAAUAACACAAGUAUGUCCACUUUAUCCAGUUUUUCUAAAGUGGACAUACCUAUGAGAGUUGGAACACCCCCACUGGUGGAUUCAGAUUCGGAUGAAGAAUUUAGAAAGACUUGUGUCUUUGAUCGUGACAGCAGUAUUGUCAGGAGCCUCACAGGCUCUUACACUAAAUUGCCAAGCCCAGAGCCAAGCAUGAGCCCUAAAAUGCACCGAAGGCGCCCAAGACCUUUAUCCAUGGGACACAUCAUUAUAAAUAACCCUGUGAGUGCGUCCGAGUUGAGUCCGAAAGGCAAGGGUAGAGCAAUGGAUUUAAUCAUGCAAGAUAUUGCUGAUAAAAAUAACGUGUCUGAAUCUGUGCCCAGGUUCAUGGUGGACUUCACUAUGGUUUGCCCUGGCAGAGUUCCUGGUGUCAACAGGAAUUCUUCAGGCCCCUGUGACGGGAUGGGGGUCAGCAAACUGAAUCACCAUUCCUUUGGACAUCUGGAAAGCAAAGGGACGUUGUCAGCUACAGUGGAAGGACAGGUAGUGGUGGACAGCAGAGGGCCAUAUAAAGUAGAGACCAGUACUAAUACUGUGGCUCCAAAAUUGAAUGAGCCGUUUGCCAUCAGUCAGUCUGUGGUAACACAGAAGCUCCUGGCUAUGAAUGAAACCAAACCCUCUAGUUUGCUAGAAAACACUAAAUGUAACUCUCCAGUAGAACUCAAUAAAUCUUAUGACGUGGAAAACCCAUCCCCACUACUAAUGCAGAGCAAGAAUAUGCAACAGCAGAUGAACACUCCAAGUUCCCCAGCUAAUGAACAGUUUUUAGAAAAUAGUUUUGAAAAGGUAAAACGUAGACUUGAUUUGGACACUGACAACUGCCAAAAGGAAAACAGUCCCUGUGUUCUAACAGUUGGAAUGGAAGAACAAGAGAAGCAGUGGUUGCAAGAACAGAAGCAUGCUGUUGGGUCAGUUUACAUUACCAAGAAUGCAGCCCCUGAUAGUAUGGCAAAAGAAGAUAUUUUAAAAACUAAAAUGUUGGCCUUUGAGGAAAUGAGAAAGAGACUUGAAGAACAACAUGCACAGCAACUGUCGAUUCUGAUAGCUGAACAAGAGAGAGAACAGGAGAAAUUGCAGAAGGAACUAGAAGAACAGGAGAGAAAGUUGAAAGGAAAGAAGAUUGCCACCACAGAAAUAGAAAUUUCCAAAGUGAAUAUUAACAGCAGGAUGGAGUUGGAGUGGAGGAAAAAAACCGGAAGUGGCUUGCUGGAAAGUGUGCAGUCUCAGCUGGAGACAGCCCACAACACAAACUCUACCAGCACUGGUUUUGCUCAUACUACAACACCUAACACCUUUACUUCAACAAGUGAAACUUCAUUCUUUCUGUGGGGACCAUCAGGCAGUGGAGUAAUAAAAACCUCAGUAUCUAGGCCAAGUAACAGGAUCAAAAGGUGGACUCAGGUUUUCAGUCCGGAGAUCAAAAUGAAGUUUGAUAAGAUCACUGCUGUGGCAAAAGGGUUUCUCACUCGUAGACUCCUGCAGACAGAAAAACUGAAACACCUUAAACAAACUGUAAAAGAUACUAUGGAGUUCAUAAAAAAUUUUCAGUCUGAAGCCCCCUUAAAAAGAGGAAGUGUUUCAGCACAAGAUGCAUCCCUUCAUGAAAGAGUAAUGGCUCAGCUGCGAGCUGCACUGUAUGACAUCCAUGACAUCUUUUUCACAAUGGAGGCAUCGGAAAGAAUGAAUAUUCUGCGUCACGAUCGUGAAGUUCGUAAGGAGAAGAUGCUCAGGCAAAUGGAUAAAGUAAAGAGCCCAAGAGAGAGAGUGACACUUUCAACAGCUACACAGAAAUCCCUGGAUAGGAAAAAGUACAUGAAGGCCUCAGAAAUGGGAAUGCCAAGUAAAAAAAUAAUCAUAAAACAAAAAAAUCCUGAAAGCCGCGUACUUCAACCCAACCAAGGCCAGAAUGCCCCAGUUCAUAGACUGCUCUGCAGACAAGGAACCCUUAAGACCUCAGUGAAGGGGGUUGAGCAAAAUAGAAAGAAGGCCUCAGAGAGCAGAGUGUCUUACAAGGCUGUUUCAGGAGCAUAUGCAGGAAGAACCCAAAGAAAGAAGCCAAAUGUUGUGACAAUUUAA
Merops nubicus (carmine bee-eater) is the source of this 3039-nucleotide messenger RNA. It is a transcript of the gene CCP110, whose product is annotated as centriolar coiled coil protein 110kDa. The transcript is spliced from 14 exons. The record is from RefSeq and is a predicted model, not a curated record. The coding region runs from base 1 to 3039 and encodes 1012 amino acids. Gene Ontology annotation, biological process: centrosome duplication; regulation of cytokinesis; centriole replication. Gene Ontology annotation, cellular component: centriole. Lineage: Eukaryota; Metazoa; Chordata; Aves; Coraciiformes; Meropidae.